This is a messenger RNA of Cajanus cajan (pigeon pea), 3026 nucleotides long. The record is from RefSeq and is a predicted model, not a curated record. Lineage: Eukaryota; Viridiplantae; Streptophyta; Magnoliopsida; Fabales; Fabaceae.
UUCUCGCUUUGGCGCUGAGAUUGAGAAAAGGGAACUCUCACGAAACUCAACUCUUUCUCUCUCCCUCACCCUCUUCGCACCCCAAUCCCCAACCCAUUUCAGAUCAAACCCUUCUUCUUCCUCGCACUGCUUUUCCCAUUCGCUGCCGACUCACACCCACAACUUACUAGGCUCACAUUGAAACUAUAGUGGUGGAUGCUGCGGUGGUGCGUGUUUCUUAAGACCUAUGACUAGUCCAACUAGAGAAUUGACCAGCCAUAGCGACGGUACCGCGGAGCGGAUGGGAACUGAACAAUGUGAAUUUUCUGAAAAAACACUGAUAGGCUCUGAAUGUUUAGGCAGAGAACAAAAGGAGAUUGAUACUGUGUUGGCCAGUUCAGUUAUUGACGAAAAAUCAAAUCAAGUUUCUGCCAAUGUGGCGGAGAAUUCUGUUAUUCUGCUGGCCGCCCCACCGCAACAUGAUUUGGAAAAGACUUGUCAGACUGUAGAAGGCUCAAGCCUUCAACAAAGUACUGGUGAACAAGCCUCUGUUCCUUUAUCUAAUGACCAGCCUGAAAACAAAUGCCAACCAUUGUCUGAAAAUGUUCUAAGUGAACCCUUAGAAUCCGUUCCUACCUCUGCUGAUGAUGGCCAAAUGCAAUCCAGUGCGGCUCAAUUGAAUGCGAGUUCUGCGAAUGAAUUGUUGGAUCCCCCUUCUGGAGAUGUUGUGAACAAUAUUAGUUCCAAUUGCUCAGAAAGAAUGUCAAUUAGUCCAACUCAUUUGCAAUUGAGGCGCAGGGGUAAAAAGAACUCUAAAUUAUUGAAGAAGUAUAUGCUACGGUCAAGUGACAGAGCUUUGCGUUCAAGAACAAAAGAAAAACCUAAAGAACCCGAACCAAGUAGUAAUUUGGUCGAUGGUAAUAAUGAUGGAGUGAAGAAGAAAAGUGGGAGGAAGAAGAAAAAGAAACGAGAGGAGGGAAUUACUGAUCAAUAUUCUAGAAUCAGAUCUCACUUAAGAUAUUUAUUAAACCGAAUAAGUUAUGAGAAAAGCUUGAUUGAUGCUUAUUCUGGUGAGGGCUGGAAAGGAUACAGUAUGGAAAAGUUAAAGCCUGAGAAGGAGCUUCAGCGGGCUAAGUCUGAAAUUCUUCGACGCAAAUUAAAAAUUAGGGAUCUAUUUCGAAAUUUGGAUUCAUUGUGUGCUGAGGGAAAGCUUCCAGAAUCUUUGUUUGAUUCUGAGGGAGAGAUUGACAGUGAAGAUAUAUUCUGUGCAAAGUGUCAGUCCAAAGAGUUGAGCACUAAUAAUGAUAUAAUUCUCUGUGACGGUGUUUGUGACCGUGGAUUUCACCAGCUCUGUUUGGAUCCUCCAUUGUUAACUGAAGACAUUCCGCCUGAUGAUGAGGGUUGGUUAUGCCCUGGAUGUGAUUGCAAAGACGACUGCAUGGACCUUGUCAAUGACUCCUUUGGAACUAAUCUCUGUAUUAGUGACCCCUGGGAGAGGGUCUUUCCUGAAGCUGCUGGAAAUAAUAUGGACAACAACUUGGGACUUCCAUCUGAUGAUUCUGAUGAUGAUGAUUAUAAUCCUAAUGGUCCAGAGGAUGUGAAUGUUGAAGGAAAUGAGUCAAGUUCUGAUGAAUCUGAGUAUGCUUCUGCUUCUGAGAAACUGGAGGGUUCACAUGAGGAUCAAUACUUGGGCCUUCCAUCUGAAGAUUCUGAUGAUGGUGAUUAUGAUCCCGAAGCCCCAGAUGUCGACUGUAAAGUCAAUGAAGAAAGUUCAAGCUCUGAUUUCACAUCUGACUCUGAGGAUCUUGCUGCUGCAAUUGACGAUAACACGUCCCCUGGACAGGAUGGAGACAUAUCUGCAUCAUUGGAUGAUGUUAAGUACUUGAAAAGUUCUAGCAAACAAAAGGGUAAAGUUGGUAAGAAGCUACCUAUGGCUGAUGAACUGUCAUCUUUAUUACAGCCAGAUUCUGGCCAAGAGGGUUCCUCUCUUGUUUCUGGAAAAAGACACGUGGAAAGGUUGGACUACAAAAAGCUGUAUGAUGAGACGUACCACAGUGAUACUAGUGAUGAUGAUGAUUGGACUGACACUGCUACUCCAAGUAGAAAAAAGAAACUCACCAGCAAUGUGACUCCACUGUCACCAAACGGAAAUGCUCCAAAUAAUUCUGUGCAUGUUCCUAAGAGGAAUGCCCAUCAGAAUAAAGCUGAAAAUAUAAAUAAUUCACCCACUAAAUCACGUGAUGGCCGUGUGAAAUCUGGUUCUAGGAAUAGAAAGUCUGGAUCUUCAACACACAAAAGACUAGGAGAAGCUGUAGUUCAGGUAAUGAGACUCCACAAAUCGUUUAAAGAAAAUCAGUAUCCAGAUCGAACAACAAAAGAAAGAUUGGCACUAGAACUAGGGCUUACUUAUCAGCAGGUUACCAAAUGGUUUGACAAUACACGUUGGAGCUUCCGUCAUUCAUCACAAAUGGAAACGAAAUCAGGUAGAAAUGCUUCACAACAAGCUACUGAUGGCAGAACUGAAAAUGAGGAGAGGAAAUGUGAAUUAAUGUCCCCGGAGCUCAGUGGAGAAAAAUCAAAAACCCCAAGCUCUAGAAAAAGGAAACAUUUCUCAGAACCCCAAGCAUCUGAAGCACGACUGGAUAUCAAUGGAUCAGCAACAAGUUCACCAAAUGCUCAUGAAAUUCAAACAAGCAAUAAAAUGAAGACAAGGAAAAGGAAAUGAUACUUCAUUAAAAACUCGUGUUUAACCUUUUACCAAGGCUUCAAAUUAAAGUAUCCAUCUUUUUGUGAGAUUGAGAUCCCAUGAGAAUUGUGAUGUUCUGCUCGGAUCUCGAUGGAGUUGUUUCAUUCAGGAAGGUAACCAUAACUGUGUGCCAUUGUUUGUAAUUUUAAAAUUAGCUCUCCAGGUAUUGAUCUCAGGUGAGUUUUAGUGUUGCCCCUCGUGCAAACACUAAAAUAGUUCAGUUUAAUAGUUUUAAAAUUUAGAUUUUUUUAAUUACAGAGACCCCAUUCCUUGUUCCAAAUGAUGUUUUUUUUUCUUUGAA